Molecule: messenger RNA, 4855 nt
Organism: Pangasianodon hypophthalmus (striped catfish)
Lineage: Eukaryota; Metazoa; Chordata; Actinopteri; Siluriformes; Pangasiidae
Product: EF-hand and coiled-coil domain-containing protein 1
Exons: 7
Coding region: 289-2028 (579 amino acids)
Source: RefSeq, a predicted model, not a curated record
AUCGCGGUUCAAGAGUGGAACCUGUGCGCAGAAGUGACUGGGCGAGGCUCAGAGCGUGUACAAGUCCAGAGCUCCAUCUCAUCUGUCGGUCCUGCGGGCGGAGGCGGAAUCUGGGGCUUCUUUAAGCGCGCGCAUUGAAUCCUCAUUUCUUUUCCCAUCCAAGGCUCCUGGGUUUAUUAGUAACUCAUUACGCCUUCGUCUGAUGCUUUCCAUUUCAUCCAUCAAGAGCUGCGGUGUCACUCAUUUCUCAGCAACCUGCGCGUGAUUUUAUAACGUUAAGCACCGCAAAUGUCUCGAGCGUGUGCGGCACCGCAGCCGAUUCGCGCCGCGCGCAAAACCGAGUGGCUCCGCUGCGCCCUCGCGCACCACUUCUGCCGUGAGUCCGGGGUCGAGAACGAGAUCGUGGUGCUGGCCACCGGCAUCGACCAGUACCUGCAGGAGGUCUUCCACCACCUCGCCUACGCCAGCAGCAGCAGCAGCAGCAGCGACCUGGUGUCCGCACAGGAUUUCCGGCUGCUCUGCUCGGUUCUCGGUGUGAGCGCGGAGGAGGAUGAGGACAGAGCGCGCGAGGACCGGGACGUGUGCUCCGCGCUUCCCCCCGCGCUCACCUUCAGGGAGUUUCACUCGCGCCUCUGCGGUUUCUUCACCAUCCGAGCGCGAGACGCACCGACAUCCGCGCGCCUUCCGGUCACCGAGGAAACGGAGCACGUGGAGCGCGAGAUCAGGCUCCGGUGGCCGCGCGUGCGGCGGAGAAAGUGCGUCAGCUUCGACUUGAGUCGGGACAGUGCUGCGAACAGGACAUCACGCGACAGGACGGAAAACCUGAAAGUUUGCGCACCAGAAUCCACGCAAGCAGGACAGCACAGUCAGCAGAGAUCAUGGCAGGAGCAGGUGGAGAUGGAGAAUGCCAGUCUGAGAGAGCUUGUGGAAGACCUGCGCUCGGCUCUCCAGAGCAGCGACGCUCGCUGCAUGGCUCUCGAGGUGGCUCUGAGGAGGGAGCGUCUGUACUCACCUGGCAAAAGCUCUCCACAAAUCACUGAAAGGCAAACCUGCUUUGCUGGCAGCGAGCCCAAACUGAGGCAAACCAAACAAACCAGGCUCACGAAGGACCUGCUCCGAGAGCUAGAGCUGAUCCGUGCUUCACGUGACGGCCAGCUGGAGGAGGCGAUGAGGUUCAACCAGAGGCUGGAGGAGGAGCUUAUGUCGGCGUAUGGCGAGGUCAGCAGGCUGGAGGAAACAGUGGCGAGGCUGAGAAGAGAGAGCGCUGAGAUCAAGAGGAGGGCGGAGGAGGCGAGAGCGGCUCUCGCUGCAGGCCUGGCGAGGGUCAGAGACAUGCAGGACCAGGCGCAGCAGGUCACGCCACUGCAGGAGAAAGUCCAAAACCUCGAGGCAGAACUGGAGACAUUCAGAUCUCGGUGCACCUGCAGGGCUGAACAUGAGAGAGGACCCGGACCUCCAGUUGAGUCUGUGGAGCCCACAGCACGUGUGAUUCCCACAGGCCGAGACGAGACGCUCAUCAGAGGAGAGGAAGCCUUGCAGAGGGCAGUGGAGGGCCGGGCAGCCUCAGAUGAGGAGGAGGAGGUGAGGGUGAAGGAGGAAGGCCAGUGCUGUCUGCUGGAGGUGAAGCGACUUAUUAACAAACUUCACAACUGUGCAAAGGGAUGUCAGAAGAUGGCGUUGUGGCAUCUGCUCCUGUCACAGAACUCGACAGGACAUUAUAGCAAUCAGAUCGGCUGCACCGGACCACCGGAGACAAAGACGAGGGGACGAAGGCACCCCAUGCUUCUGGAUGAGAAGAAAACAGAUAAAAGAAUCUCGCGGAGAACCCUGGGUAAAAUCCUGCUGAACACGCUAGAUCUGUGCAACACAAAAGGCCAAGAAUCGAUUCCCAUCUUCCAGGUCGUGGACGCUCUUUGUCAGCAGCUGGUCUCCAGCGAGCUGGUGUGUGUGGAGGGAGACGUUACAACGUGGCGAGGUGUGAAUCUGCAUCACCAAAACACCACAAACUCCCUCCUCAUCUCCUGCUGAGAGACUCGUCUACUUCAUCCAGGGAAGUGGUGUGAACGAGUGAAGGCUUUGGGAUGUUGAUCAGAAGCUCAAGUCCCAGAGUCUUUGAGGAAGAUACUUAAAUCCUUAGAGUGUGACUUGCUUUGGAUAAAAGCAUCAGCCAAAUGAGUGAAUGUAAAUGUAAAUCUGUGUGUAUAAUCUGUAUCUAAUCAGUUUCUCGGAAUUAUAUGUAAGAUUAAAAGAACCUCAUCCUAGAAGAAAAAACAUAUUGUCUCACUAUCUAAUGAAAACAUAGUGGUUGCCAUUAAAAUAUUUUCCCAUCAGGAUCUAAUCGUUUUUCCAGGAUUCAGUUACAGAUCCAUAUCCGUGUAUUAUGGUAACGCCUUACUCACAAAUGACCACUGAUCCAUGCCGGAAAAAGAAAAACAAAUAUCGGAAUACUCUUAAUUGGAAUUGCCGUAAACAUCUUCCCAUCAGGAUCUAAUUAUUUUCAUGGUUUCCAAAACGUUUUUAUUCCGUUGCAUGUGCAUGAUGUCGAGUGUGUAUUACGUAAUUAAAGGAGUGAUUUUCUUAAUUGCACGGCAGAUUGCGUUGCCGCGUCACAGCUCCAGGAUCCCAGGUUCAAACACAGGGAAUCUCAGACUCUCCCUGUGUCCAUGUUGGUUUCAUAAGGAUUCUCUGCUUUCAUCCGAACAUCCAAAAACAUACCAGUAGGUGGACUGGUGAACUUUGAAUGUGUGUGAGCCAUCAAUAGAUAUACAUCGCAUCUAGGGUGUGUUGUCACCUCGUGCCUGGUGUGUUCCUGGAAUAAACUCCAGGAUACUGAAGAUGAGUGCUUUCAGCUCAUUAAAACAAUCACCAUUAGAGACCAUUGGUUUACUAGAGGAUGCAUUUGGAUUCCAUUAGAAAACCAUCAGACAUAUCUAGAAUGUGUCACAACUGUUAAGGUUUCCAUUACGUAAUCCAAACUGACUUAAUGGUUUCCAUCAGAUUCGUAUAAAUUUCUAGUUACUAUUAAAUACCACUAGAACCCAAUUCAGUGCACGAUUCCAUCAGAAUAAAAUCAAAUCAGCCAUCAGGAACCAUUAAGAAUGAUACACAUUCCAUUAAAUUACCAUUCCAGACCAUUAGGAACCACUACAACUCCCUGCUUUCAGUAUGACGUCACUAAAGUUAAUCCUCAAGCCUGGUAUGCAGUAUAUCAUGCUUUACAGGUUACUCUAAGUCACAGAAUGGAAUGUGUGCUUAAAAUGUUUCAGAUCUGAGCCUCUUGCUACGAUGUCAAGCACGGUGGGAAAUCUCCAUACAGAACAUUUUAUAUUCUUAGGUCUGAAGAUUGUCUUUUGUGUUAAAAAGCAAUUUCUAGAGGUAGAUAAAAUAAAAUUACAUUUAUUACACUUUUCUUUUGAUAAUUUGCACUUAUUCUUUAAGAGUGUCAUUUUUAUUUGUUUGGUUUAGAGAAGUCUUAUGAGACUGAUGUUCAUUUUAUACAAUCAUUUAUUUUAAAAGGUGCCAAUAAUUCUGGAGUCGAGUGUAUGUUCUGCCCUUGUUUAGCACACUGGCGAGGGACGUUUCGACACAUCUGUGUGAGAACAAUGAAGGUCAGUCAUUUUCCCAGAGCCUGCCUCUGUCUCUCUCAUAAGAGUGUUUUGUUCAUGACCCCACAGGACACUCGGGUCCAAACGUCUCCACGUUCCUCCACAUAUCUAUUUAUUACACAUCUCAGUCUUAACCGUUCCCUAAGCUGUGUUUCGAGUCUGUCCGUUACGUCUGUGCAUCAGUUUUUAUUUCUGAUGAUUCUUCUCUCCCUCUAUAGAGCUAUGUGACAUUUAUGAUAAAAUGAUAUUCAUGAUGAAGUGCCUGCAAAACAGUAGCAAGCACCCAUGUCCUUAAGUGUUCUUAAUUUAAAUAGUCUACCUUUAUACGUACUACAUUGUCUUGCUUUUGAAUUGGCAUGGUUGUAGAUUUUAGGCUACAAACAUUAUAAAGCAGCAGAUAUUUCAAGGUGUAAGAUCAGUCCUAACCCAUUAGGGAGUUAGUUUAAAAGUAUGUUGGUUUGGACUCUUUUUUCUUUUUACUUCAAUCUCCCUGGUAUUUUAUUCUUCAUGCCUUUUUCUUCUCUUUCUGAAUAAACACUCAAAUCCUUUUAUCCCAUUCUCCAGAUCUGUGAAAGGUCAACAUUUUUCGUGUUGGGUCAUGUAAGAGAUGUUAUUCCCAUUGACUCCGAACAAGCAAAUGGAGUAAGAUUUUGAGCGGUUUGAGCUUUUUCAUCUUCAGUAAGAGAUUUAUCCUGGUCAGGGUCACGGUGGAUCCCAGGAACACCACGCGUGAGGUGGGAAAGCACCCUGGAUGAGAUGCCAGUUCAUCGCAGUGCAUCGUGCACACACAUUAUCAUAAAUUUCAUGCCUUAAAUAAAACUUAACUAAGUGAACGUGUGCUGAAAGUUAUAAGUCCUUAGACACCUUAAUGAGGCUCGUUCAAAUAAAUUAUCUCCCAGGUCCUUGAUUUUUUUAAUUACAGUGAUGGAAAUCACAAACAAAAGUUAUUAUAUUUAUUAUUGUGUUCUUAUAAUUAUUCAUUUAUUUGACUUGUCACUUGAAUUCAUUGAGUUUAAUUUAAACUUUAAUAAAUCAAAAACAAAUGGCUCUAAUAAAGAGAUGAAAUAAUGUUGUGCACAUGAACAAUUAACAAAUCAUUUUUAUGAAAUAAAUCUGUACACCAUGGAACUUAUUUUACAAUGAACUGCAAAGUUUGAGAAGCCCUGCUCUAGAUCAUGUCACCGCUGAUGUAAACUUUUAAGUUUACUAAUUUUAAAAAACUGCUUAGUCCAUGUUGUAAUGGGUUUUUG